CGGAGAGAAAAGUUCUGCCUCACACUUCUCCUCACCUUGGACAUGGUUUACGGUUCUACUGUACUCGUCUCUGUACCGAGGGAUAACUCGGUGGAUAUUUCGGUAUGGGACGGUUCGGCAUUAAAGCAUGUUUACAUGUUUUGCUCCUUCAACCGUUAUAGAGCUCGAGCAUAUUAAAACCCUGACUAAAGUGGCGCAUUUAUAAUUGUUUCUAAUGGCCGCUGACUGCUCUCAAGAGGCAAUUUUGGACUUUCUCACAGAGAAAGGGGGCAAAGUGAAAAACACGGAUUUAAUUGAGCGGUUUAAGGCCGUAUUCCCGGAGGAACCGGAGAAGAAAGCGGCCGUCCGUAACACAUUCAAAAGCUACGUUGACAACGUAGCUUUUGUAAAAACCGAGAGUGGAGUUAAAUAUGUCUGCCUGAAGAAAAAGUUUCGCACUGCGGUUAAAGAGAGGCAUAACUCGAGUGUCAGCAACGGGACAGAAAGGGAACCAGAGCCAGCUUACGGUGAAGAGAAGCGGGUGCGCCGUUAUCCCGGAGGUGCAGACCGAGCACACUGCGGCCAGAUUAGCGGUGAUGACGCAGUGGAGGAUCCGGUCCAGCCUCGUGCCGCAGGCGCUGAGCUGCAACAACAAACACCUGGCUCAGGUUACGGAAAUGACAGCCAGGUGAGAGUUCCGCAUGCUUUCACUCCCGCAACAACUUUACCGGACAAAACAGACGACAAAAGUACGUGUCAUGAGUUUGUUUGUUUAGCUGAGGAAGCGGGCAGGGGCUCUGGUGAGAUGGGGAACAGGGGAAGCUUUCGGAGAGACAGGAGGGAGUCCAAGAAGGAGCAUGUUGGGAAAGUGCCUAAGAUACCAGAAAUUGCAGUCAUUGAAGCGUCUCCUCUCCCUGCUGAGGGAUCCAUGUUCACCCUGCCUGGGCCUGCACAAACUGGUACUACAGGACAGGUAGACAGAUCUACUGCUGGACCCGAUCCCAGAGACAGACCGGUUGACACUGAGUCACCAGAAGGCCUGAAGGAAGAGCAGAUUAAUGUGGUGACUAGACGGCGAAACUCAAAAGGAUCCCAGCGCAGAGCCAGGCAGCCACAGCCAGACCACGGGGAGGAUGACGAAGGGCGGUUGGAUGCACAGAGUUUGUCUGGGAGCGAAGAAAACAGCUCCCCGAAAGGCAGCCGUCGACACUUCAUCGAGCUCAUGCUGAACAGUUCCCCACAGGUGAGGCGUAGCAUGGUGUUGCGCAACUCGGUUUGCCUAUCCAGGAGCGACAGUGACUCACUCUCCUUGGUGUCCUCCAACCUGGAUGACGACAGGGCCUCCGUCACUCUGGACCCGCUGGAACACGAAUGGAUGAUGUGUUCUUCUGACGGGGAGUGGGGCAGCUUGUACUGUCUCCUCGCCACAGAGCCCAGCCUCAUCCUGAGGAAGGAUUUCGUCACUGGUUUCACCUGCCUGCACUGGGCGGCCAAGCAUGGCAAGCCCGAGCUGAUAGCACUGAUUAUCAACUUUGCCAAGCAGCAAAAUAUUCCCAUCAGUGUUGACGUUCGGUCCAACACUGGCUACACGCCGCUGCACAUCGCCGCCAUGCACAACCACAUGGAGGUGGUGAAGCUCCUGGUGGGCGCCUACAACGCGGACGUAGAGAUCAGAGACUACAGCGGGAGGAAGGCCUGCCAGUACCUCACCGACAACGUGAGCGUGGACAUACGGGACAUCAUAGGAGCGUACGAGCGCUCUGACUCCGAGAACGUGGACCGCAAGGACAGGCGCAGCUGGAGGUUCUCCAAGGUUCUCCAGUCCAACCUGAAACCCCUCAGGCUCCUCAACCCCAACGACUGUGACUCUUUGGACGGGGAGGCUCGACCCAGAGAGAAACCCCGCAGGAGGAACUCUUCAUUCAGCAAGAUGAAGCCCAAACUGCAGAGGCUGCGCUUGAGGACGUCGCAGAUCGUCCACGGUACUUCGUUCGACCGAGAGGAGAAGGAAGAGUCUGCGAAGGGUUCCUUUAGGUCCAGACCUAAGACUCAUUUCUUUGGGUGAGAUCAAGACAGGAAAUGGUGUCGACAGUGGAAACUGCUGGGGUUCAAUAUUUGUGGGUUUUAUUUUAAUUGAGUACCGGGUAAUGCUGUGGAAGCACUCAAUUCUGAUUUAUUUCUCAGAUCAGAUUUCUUGGUUCCGUUGUUCACAUUAUAUAUGUAAUGUGGCCAAUAUCAGAUUCCAGUGUGAACAGUCCUGAAGUGAACCAAUAUUGAUCCAGAGUGACGUAAAAGUCACUGUUCACACCAAAAAAUCAGUCCUUGGAUGAAAGUGGCCCAGAUCAGAACUGAUAGGGCCGCUUCCGCCUGCAGUGUGAGACUCAACGUCUUCCCUUUAAAACGUAAUGAAUCUCUGAUAACAUUCACUCAUAUCUGAUGAUAUCUAUCAGCUAGGUUAGACAGGGUCCCUAAAUGUUUAAAGAUCCUCUCCGGUCAAACGUUAGACAUAUAUACAAACGGUCUGCUUGGAGUAGGAGUCGAUACCUUUUCAAGGAUGUUAAUUAAUGAAAUUAUACUUCUAUUUUGGAGCAAAAACAUAUCAGACAAACAUUAUUGGAAGUGGACUUUUUGUACAUUUAUGUCUGGAGGGGAUCUUUAAGUUAGUUUGAAGUGCAAACAGCAUACAAUCUAAUCUUUCUAUUCAUACUUUAAAUGAUAAGGCUGCAGUUAUUCUGUAGUUUUCUAUGUGUCAGUCCGUCUCUCAAUACCUCCUGACUCCUCUAGCUCAAAGCCCAUUGGUUCCUAUUCAAGCUUUUUCACUACAGACACAACACAGUAAGGCCAUUUUUGGCUCCAUCCAUGAUCUGCCUUAAAUGCACACUGCAUUACAGUAUUUAUCAGUUUGAAAAGAUUAGAUGCUCACACAUACAGUAGAUGGUGGCAUUGUGAUCUGACUGCAGGUCAGCCUGCCUCUCUUUAUCCGUCCACAGCUGACACUGAAGCCUCCUGACCUUGAGUCUGUAAUCGCUGUGUCACAAGAUUGUAGUGUGAGGCCACACCAGAGGCAGUAAGAAGAUCAUUUUACAUAUCAUACUUUCCAGGACCAGAGUUUUAGUCUGGUGACUCAGCAACGUUUGCGGGUGAAAUAAAGUUACAGACCUCCCCCCUGGAAAUAUGAAGCCAUCUGGGGAGGGCGAAGUCUAAGAAAGAAAGAAGAAAUCCUUUGGUUAAGGCUCUGAGGUUUAAAGAUGGUUUACUGAACUGGAAUGCAGCUGAAUGUACAAUAUUUUACAAGUUGUUUGGUGAAUGUAUUCAUGACAUAGUGGAUGGAAACCCUACUGGAAAACAACAACAUCAAAUGAGCACAAAAGGACAGUUUUAGAGCAUGGAAACACAGAAAGUUAUGAAGUGUUACAUCAGUGAGUCUGUGACACAGCAGGGUUUCAUUUAAUCCACAACAUGCUGCCUCAUGUCACAACUCACUGUACAAGUCAUGCAUGUUAAGGUUCUUAACUAGAUCCCAGUGGAGAUGAAUGGCUUACAUUUCUGGGAACACUUCAACAAUGGUAAAUUUCCAUGAUGUCAUAUAUGUCCAGUGAUCAUCUCGCUUUUUAAAAUCCAUCCAUUACUUCCUUGUGAGUAAACCAAGAUGGUCUCUCUGUUAUUAUGCAAGUUUAAACCUCAUAACAUUUUCAGUGUUUACUAGAAGCAUUUAUACUGCACUGUUCAUACUUUUCAUACUAUUCAUACACUAUUUUAAUUAAGGAUUUAAUAGCUAUUGCACACUUAAAACUGCUAACUAAUAUUUUCUCCAGUAUAAUUCAAUAGCUAAAUUGGCUAGUGGUUGAUAAUGCCAGUAUUGGUGUUAUGGUUACAACGGUAUGAGAUUUUCAUGGUACGAUAAGAGUCUCAGAAAAUAUCAGUUCCAUGGUAUAACAGUAUGCAGUAUUACACAAUUAUUAUUAUUCUUAUCAUCAUUUACAAUGACAAACCUUAAUAGACCCUAUAAUAAAAGAAUGGAAACCGAAGCUUUACAUUAAGUCCUUUUAUUUGUAUUUUAGUUCAGUGUAUUCCUGCCAAGUAUUUUUUUUAAAUAUUUUUUUAGUAUUUUGAUGGAUGAAAAGUUUGCAUGCAAAAUUUGCAUGGAUUAAUAAUAAAUAAAGUACAAUAUGAAUUAGUAGCAUUCCUCAUUAUCACAAUUUAGCUAAAUGAAAUUAAGAUAUAUUAAGUCAAAGAUGUGGCAUCUCACAAGCUAUAGUUGUAUAGAAUUAUGACUUACUAAGUCAUACUUGUGAAACACAGUCAGCAUUUUGAGAUACUCAUUUAAAAUCUAAUCUUUUUUCAAGGUGGCAUUAGGCUUCCGUACAUGAGCUUUCUGUUCAGGUGCGGACUUCCAUACGAAGUGGUGCUUAAAGAAAACACUUUUCCAACACAAUCUGCAGUUGGAACAUGUUGCAUAUAGUUUGCUGCACAUUCUCUGUUGUCUAUGCAUCUCCAAUUUACCUUACAUUUUCCUUGACUCAAUGGCACCUUCAAUCUUUUUUGCACAUUCUAACAAACUUAGAUUUUUAUUUGCACACUUUUAAAGAGCUCGACCAAUAUUUUCUUGGGUACUUGUACUUGGGUGAUGGAGGCCAUUGUAUUGGUGUAUGUUUUUACUGAUGAAAGAAAUAAAACUGUAUGUAAUUGCUCUUUUAUAAA
Dicentrarchus labrax (European seabass) is the source of this 4680-nucleotide messenger RNA. Its product is annotated as ankyrin repeat domain-containing protein SOWAHC. NCBI's taxonomy places the organism in Eukaryota, Metazoa, Chordata, Actinopteri, Moronidae. Gene Ontology annotation, molecular function: protein binding. The coding region runs from base 215 to 2044 and encodes 609 amino acids. The record is from RefSeq and is a predicted model, not a curated record. The transcript has a single exon.